GUCAUCCUCAACAAGAUCCCGCCAGCGGUGACAGAGCAACAGAUUGCGACCGGAGCCGGGCGACCGGAUGAGGUUCUGCAGGUGAGCUUCCGUCCCGCAGAUCCAGAAGGACCUGGUUGGGCCAUUCUCGCGUUUGCCACGCCCGAGAUUGCCAAGUGGCUGUCCAGCUGUGGCUUCGGCCACCCACGCACCAUCGAAACAGGCUUGUGGAAGGGGAUGAUUGUGGGCGUCGACAACGUGCUGCUGGAUGUCGUGGUGUCCAUAGACGAUGAGCCCGACAUCCUGAAGCGCUAUCAGGUCGAAGCGAACACACAAUGCUUGGCGGAGGAGAGGCACAUGCCGCUGGUGAAAGACAUGCUGAGCAGAGCCGAGGCUGGCAACGCCAGUACGACACCUGGCGGCGUGAUCGCCAACAGUCUUCGAGCCGGUUCUUGGUGGUUAAGGAGACAGGCAGAUUGCCAGCAGCCGCGAAGAAUCAUGUUGGGGAUGGUUGGGCACGAUGCUGCCGGAGACAGGCUGCACACAGAGCUCUCAGCGGCUGGAGUUGAGCCGAUGCUGGGCCGACCUGCAAGGAAAGAGGAGCCCAACGACAACCUCACCAACACCAGCGGUGUGUGUUGUUGCCUAUUGGCAAACAAGGCUCGCACGAUGGUGACGCAUCUUGGCAUCAGCAAAACUCUCCAUUUGGAUGGUAAGACAGACGGCUUUGCCGGAUGGAUCAGCCGGAUGGAGAUGCUGCAGGCAUCUAUCAAGACUACUACACCGCAGGCAUGGGUUGCAGUCACCUCUGGGUUUUAUGCCCAAGCAGAUCCUGAAGGAUUGGCUGCCAUGCUGGCUUGGUGCUCCAAGCCACAUGUUGCAGCCACAGGUCGAAUCCUGCCCAUCUUCGCGAUCACUGAGGCCGCUCGCUCGGCUGACUUCACUUUCGCCAACGAAGCAGCGUCCAAGCCCGCCCCUGAAACCUACGAGGAUGCAAUGGCAGUGAUUGCGAGAUGGAAGCAGCGAGGUUGGAUGAUCGGCACUCGCGGCUCGAAAGGUGUGGGCUGCAUCCGUUCAAAGUCAGACACCUCGCUCUUCCAAGUGCCAGUUCCACCAGUGUCCCCGGAGGAGUUCGUGGACGAUGUGGGUGCUGGGGAUUCGUUCAUGGGCGGCUUUCUUGAAGCCAUCUGGCAGAGCCUGGCAGCACUUGCUCAAGAAGAAGCCGUCGAUUCUUCUGAAAGUGCGGGUAAGCGAAAGCUUGAGGAUGUGCCCUUGGCCUCCAAGUUGACAGACGACAACAUGAAGGACGCAGUGCGCGCCGGCAUCACAGCAGCUGGUGUUCUGGAUGCCAGUUUGCUGGGUGAGAUCUUUCUUGCUGGCUCAUGGUCGCGAACAUCGCAGCCUGAGCCGGCCCUCGGCGAGGGCUUGCUUGGCAAAGUUCGGAGCACCAACGAUCAGGACAGCCCAUGGAAGGAAGCCAGAACAAAGGAGGGUCAGGUCUAUUACUAUCACGCAGUAACGCGGCAAACUCUGUGGAUCAAGCCGCCCCCAGAGUUUCCUUCUGCUGCGCAGAUGAUGGCAGGCCGAGGUGCGCAGAGAUCGGCAAAUCCAGGAGUUCAGGCGCAAGCAGCUAUUCGAGCAGCGCAAGAUUCCGUUGCGGCAGCGCAUGGCAGUGAGCCUGCGGGCUCAACGACUUCUGGUCCUGUUGGUGCCAAUCUUUUCGUCUACCAUAUUCCAAACAGUUGGGAUGACCACAUCCUUCGCCAGCACUUCGAGCAUUUCGGAAAGAUUCUGAGUUGCAGGGUGCAGAAGGACGACAGCGGCCGGCCACGCGGCUUUGGGUUUGUAUCCUUCGAUGCACCAGCAUCAGCUCAGGCUGCCAUUGCAGGGAUGCAUGGCUUUCCGGUGGAAGGCAAGUGGUUGAAGGUGCAGCUAAAGAAAGGUGAUGAGCAGCAGAUCGAGCAGGCGAAGGAGCAAGUCGGGGGCAUGCCGGGCGUGACCACGCAGGGGCUCAAUCCGCCACCGGCUGCCCCUCCGGCUGCUCCGCCACCCGCACCCCCAGCGCCCCCGGCACCGCCAGCGCCUCCGGCAGCGCCUCCGGCGCCUCCGUCACAGGGGGACCGGCUCCGUGAGGCUCUGCUCGGCAAGCCCCCUCCCAUGCCCAUGGGCCUAGGUUUAGGUGAUGCAAAAGGUGCAGACGGAAAAGGUUUUGGCAAGAAGGGAUGCUUUGGUGGCAAGAGUGAUGGACCGAAGGGAUUUGGAGGAGAUGGUGGAAAGGGCUUUGGAUUUGAUGGUGGUAAAGGCUUUGGAUGCGGCUAUGGCAACGACUUCGGCAAGGGCGGCAAUGAUUUCGGCAAGGGCGGCAAUGACUUCGGCAAGGGCAGUGGCGCAGAGAAAGGCUUUGAUGGAUUUUCUAGCUUCGCGAAGAAGGGCGGCAAGGGCAUGCGUCCAGGUCCCUACUGA
Messenger RNA from Symbiodinium necroappetens, 2442 nucleotides. Lineage: Eukaryota; Dinophyceae; Suessiales; Symbiodiniaceae. The record is from the annotation of a GenBank genome assembly.